GUGGUUGGUUUCGGGUGGAGUAAAGUUGGAUGUGUACUACACAUUUUUUUUCAUCCAAAUUAGCCAGGGAACUAUACGAUGUCUUAGCAGCAAGGCCAUAAUAAUUCUGAAAGAAACCUACGUUUUUAUCCUAGAAAACGAGCAAAUAAGUUUAUGAUGGGUGAUGUAAGUGAAGAAUCGUUGCUGGAUUAUUUCUAUUCGGCCGGAGGGAAAGUGAAAAAUGCAGAGUUAAUGAAAACAUACAAGCCUUUUAUUGGUCACAACGACAUGCAGCUUCGUGCCAAAUACAGAGAGGAGUUCAAACAGAUCAUCGACAGGAUUGCUGUUGUGAAAUCAGAGAACGGUGAAAAAUAUCUAGUUCUGAAGAAGAGGUACCGACAGCAGAAGCAGGACAGCGAGCCUGAUCAGCGGAUAGACAGACCCUCAUCUUCAGCCCAGUGGGAUGGGCCGGGUUUUGUGAGUCUCUCCCGUCCCCAGAGUGAACCAGACCUGCAGCUUGACCCGGCCAGGGAGGCCAGGAGCCCCAGCAUUACUGUUACGGAGGCACCUGAGCAGGAGCAAGAGGACCAGUGUGCUGAAAUGACCCCAUCACUGUCUGAAAUGACCCCAUCACCAUCUGAAAUUACCCCCUCACCGUCUUUUUCGGAGGAACCCCACCUGCAAAGCAACAGGGAGGAUGAGCUAGAAAAGGAAUCAGGGUCAAAGUCAGAGUCAGAAGAGCAGGAAGAGGAAUGUACUGGCAGUAUGGGAUCUACCCCAGUGGCUCUGGACCCUGUGGAGAAGGAAUGGAUCUACUCUGCUGCAUGUGGCUGUCUCUCUGACCUCACCCAACUACUAAAACAGGAGCCCUCCCUGGCCAACAAGAAGGACUUCACUUCAUUUACAGCUCUCCACUGGGCAGCCAAACAUGGCAAAGAGGACAUGGCAACCAUGAUGGCCAAUGCUGGGGCAGAUGUCAACACUAAGUCUCAUGGGGGCUAUACACCCCUCCAUAUCGCAGCAUUGCAUGGCCAUCGACACAUUCUGGAGCUUCUCAUUGGAACAUAUGGUGCAAAGGAGAACGUCCGGGAUUACAGUGGCCAUCUGGCCUGCCAUUACCUGAACAUCAGAGAAGCUCCGGAGGACAUGGAGUUUGCAGAGCUCCAUGUGGCCCAGGCCAGAGAACGUAGCCGGAACAGAAAGUUGCCCUCAUUGUUUCAGUCCAAGAAGAAGUGGGGCUCAGCAGAGGACCUGGCCCCUGUAGAAGAGGAGAGGCUGGCCACAGCACCCCAUCAACUCCUGGUCCCUGCAUUCAGACCCAGGAAAUUCUCACGCUAAGGAACCAACCAAAUAUCCCACAUACUUUGCAUGCUGCAUAUCUAUAUCAUAUUGUGUUUUUAUGAUGUAUUUUAUAUUAGAAUUCUACUUUAUUUUAUUUUACCCCAAGUUUAAUUUAGAAAAUGAACAAAUGUGACAUACAUGUGGAAUGCAGACAUUAUUUCUUGUUGCCAAGAUGUUGUGACACACCAGAUUUGAAGUGCAUUGUUUACAUGUUGAUGAUUGCACUAUGUUGUUCUUGUCAGUUGGUUAAAAAAGGGAUGUUGUUUUGUCUACCUAUAGGUUGACACUCAGUAUUUUAUUGAAGGAGAAAACAUUAAAAGUAUCGGAAUAAAGUAGAGUUCUUGAAGUACCUUAUUCCAGUUGUAAUUUAUUUGCUAUGGUUUUUCAUAUUGUUUUUUUACCCAGUGGCCUGUAUUGUUUCAGUCUGAACAUUCCUCUCUUCAGGUAUGAAUUGCUUUGCACAUUAUUUAUGUUUUAAAAUUAAACUGCCUUGUGCUACUCC
This is a messenger RNA of Esox lucius (northern pike), 1822 nucleotides long. Its product is annotated as ankyrin repeat domain-containing protein SOWAHB. The coding region runs from base 154 to 1317 and encodes 387 amino acids. NCBI's taxonomy places the organism in Eukaryota, Metazoa, Chordata, Actinopteri, Esociformes, Esocidae. Gene Ontology annotation, molecular function: protein binding. The record is from RefSeq and is a predicted model, not a curated record. The transcript has 14 exons.